Salarias fasciatus (jewelled blenny) is the source of this 3046-nucleotide messenger RNA. It is a transcript of the gene znf408, whose product is annotated as zinc finger protein 408. Gene Ontology annotation, cellular component: nucleoplasm. The transcript is spliced from 9 exons. NCBI's taxonomy places the organism in Eukaryota, Metazoa, Chordata, Actinopteri, Blenniiformes, Blenniidae. Gene Ontology annotation, biological process: regulation of transcription by RNA polymerase II. The coding region runs from base 86 to 2479 and encodes 797 amino acids. Gene Ontology annotation, molecular function: RNA polymerase II cis-regulatory region sequence-specific DNA binding; DNA-binding transcription repressor activity, RNA polymerase II-specific. The record is from RefSeq and is a predicted model, not a curated record.
CUUUCCCAGAGUUGAUAAAAAGACGGGUUUUAGCUUUCUAUCUUAAAUAAUUGCAAAACGAAGACACCGACCGCGCCUCAUACAAAUGGCCCCUCCCAUCGAUCCUGUCCCAUCUGAACUCGCCUCGUUUCUCCUCACCACACUUCCCCCUAACUUCAGUGUCGGUCCUUCACGACUCUGCGAGGACCGGCUGGGGCUGUGGUGGGUCGGCUGUGCGGUGGAGGCCGGGUCUCUGGUGGGGAGGGCGGGUGACACACCGUCCGCCUCGAACGUCAGCAGUGGAGAUCCUGAAGUCAGGGCUCAGUCUGACAGCACAGAGGCACAGAUGGGGAAGUCUGCCAAUCAGAACCCUUCAGUGCAAAGCAACAUCUGGAUCAACUUUGCCUGCCGGUCAUCAAGCAGAGCCCAGCAGAAUGUGGCGGUGCAGUGCGAGUGUGGAGAGGUGUGUGAGGGCGAGUGUGUGCUGAUGUGUCUGCGCGUGUGUCGGGACAUCCAGCCGGGGACGGAGCUGCUCUUUUAUGACGACACUGUGGCGAAACAACCAGCUGCAGGAAACUCCACGGGGGACACAGCUAAAGAAGACAGGAUGGUGCAGGGACAAGAUCCAAACACUGGAGUCUCCAUCAACACAUCAGUCAGUGAAGUCAAGGAUGCAGAGUUGAAAGACAAAGCGAAGGACGGAACGCAGGAGGAGGGGCAGAAGGGAAAUCCACGCAGCGAUCUCAGCAGGGGUCACGGGAGGAAGAGGCAAGCGGAGUUAAUCUCCUCCAGUGACAGACAGUUGGAAAAGCUCGCUGCGCCCCUCACAGCAGCUGGUGGACACACAGGGAGAACGUUGGGCGCCCUGCCAGCCGAAGCCCCCCGAGGCCUCCCCGCGCCGCCGUCUGUCCGCUGCAGCUCCCGCCUGGCUGCAAAGCCCAGACGCGUUCACUGCCUCGCCACCCGAUCGAAGAAGACCCCGGCCGGCCCCGGCUCACCCGAGCAGGCCAGAGGAAGGGGGAGGACUGAGGACGGCGCCGAGUUUUCCAAGACGAAAUCGGGCGAAGCCGAGGUGAUCGCAGCGGCGUGUCCCACCGGGAAGACCGCCACACGGCGUCCAGAGGACAGAGAGCGGCGCUACAGGUGCUCCAGCUGUGGGAAGAGGUUUUACCAGAUCGGCCACCUGAAGAAGCACCAGUUCAGCCACACGGAGGAGAAACCCUUCAGCUGCCAGGAGUGUGGGAAGAACUACACCUCUGCAGAGAGCUUCAGAGCUCAUCAGAUGAGUCACCGCGGAGAGCGUCCCUUCUCCUGCCCUCACUGCGAGAAGACGUACGGCCUGAAGCGGGACCUGAAGGAGCACAUGGUGCUGCACACCGGCGAGAAGCCCUACGCCUGCGAGCACUGUGGCAAGGCCUUCGCACGCCGGCCGUCCCUCCGCAUCCACCGCCUCCUGCACUGCAGCAGGAUGACUUACACCCAGCCUCCAAAGGUGCAAUGUUCAGUCUGCCCCAAACUGCUGGCGAACUCGGGCUCUCUGAGGAACCACAUGAAGCUUCACACGGGCGAGAAGCAGCACAUCUGUCAACACUGUGGGAAGUGCUUCACUCAGAAAGGGAACCUGGAGUGUCACCUGAGGAUCCAUAACGGGGAGAAGCCGUUCGCCUGCACCGAGUGCAGCCAGACCUUCUCCCAGAGGCCGGAGCUCCGCCGCCACAUGUUCUCCCACACCGGGGGGGCUUUCCUCUGCAGCUACUGCGGCAGGUCGCUGAGAGACCCCCACAGCCUGAGGGCCCACGAGCGGCUGCACACCGGGGAGCGACCCCACCGCUGCUCCGUCUGCGGAAAAGGCUACACGUUGGCCACCAAACUGAGGAGACACAUGAGGUCGUCCCACCUGAAGGAGAAGCCGUUCAGCUGCCUCUGCGGCGCCUCCUACACCGUGAGACAGAGUCUGCUGAGGCAUCAAGCGCAGCACUGUGCAGGGGGAGGAGCUGCAAGGGAGGUGGAGGCGGAAGGGGGGUGUGGAGAGGAGGCGAGCAAGGGGGCGGCGUCACCUUGUGGACAUUCGAAGCCGAUCAGGGGCCGACCGAAGAAGAGCUCGCCGCUCCCUCGCGAGGCGGGACAGAAGGAGGGAGGUGAGGUGAAGAGGAGGAGAGGUCGGAGGAAAGGGGAGCAGGAGCAGAAGGAAGUGACUCUCCAGAGAGGUGAGACCUUCUCGGGAGGCCCUGCAGAGGAUUCAGACAACGUCCAGCAAACCAUUAUCUACGUCCACACUGACGACCUGGCAGCGCCAAGCUCCGCCCCCCUGUUCCUGGCCUCGGAGGCCUCGCUGCCCGCGGGCCCCGAGCAAGAGCUGGUGGAGGUGGUGAUAUCAGAGAGCGCCGAGCAGUGCAUUGUGGUCCACGGGCAGGAGACGGUCGGAGAGCUGCUGAUCUUACAGGAGGAGGGGAGCAGACUCUGCUCGGUGGCUCAGACAGUCGAGAUCAACUCAGUUUAACUCAACAGGCUCUGCUUUGGUAGAAGAGGCACAAACGCACCUGCUCACCAGCACCCGGUCACUGAGGUGCAGAUUCAGACGGCAUUAGUUUUAUCACAAGACGCCUGUGUUUUCCUCGAGUUAUGAUAAGUAAUUUACCGUGGAAUAAUUAUUCCGAAAAUUACAGACUGGGCACGCUCCACCUGCGCAGAGUCGACCAGGUUGGAGGUGGCGAGCUUUCAGCGUAAGUUCCACAAAGUUUUGCCAAGAACUUGUGACUGUGCCAAGCUGAAUCUGUCGACACCUCCUCCUGGUGCGCCGCCGCGCCCAUCUUAGUGCAGGUGUUGCAGACCAGUGAACCAAAUUACAGAUUUUUACUUUGCACGGUGUUGUGCCUGUGUAAUUUACCUGAUGGCGCCGCCCUGCGCUCCACUGCGAAAAUAGAGCCGAAAAUGUGACCGUGUUUCUCACCGUGUCCUCUUGCGCUGACUUAAAGCGAUACUUCAACAUUUUGGCAAAUUGGCCCAUCCAGGGCAAUUCGGUAGUCAUUUAGAACAGCAUACUUACUUUUUUUGUGAGGGCGAGCUG